AUGGCUAAAACAGCGGCAGCGUACAAAGAGAAGAUGAAGGAGUUGUCCGUCUUCUCCCUCAUUUGCUCCUGUUUCUACCCCGAGACUCGCAAAAACAUCAUGUGCGAGUUUGAAGACAUGGAGGUGAAGCCCAUAGACAAGCGAGCGUCUGGCCAAGCCUUCGAGGUGAUUCUGAAGCCUGUCUCCCCCGUGUCUGAGGUGUCCCCUGGCCUCCCCUCUCCCCCCAAGAGGGACAUCUCUCUGGAGGACAUCGAGAAAAAACUGGAAGCUGCGGAAGAGCGAAGGAAGUCACAGGAGGCCCAUGUGCUGAGGGCCCUGGCGGAGAAGAGGGAGCACGAGCGCGACGUGCUCCUGAAGGCCAUGGAGGAGAACAGUAACUUCAGCCGCAUGGCCGAGGAGAAGCUGAUGAUCAAGAUGGACCAGAUCAGGGAGAACAGGGAGGCUCAGAUGGCCGCCAUGAUGGAGCGCCUGCAGGAGAAGGAGAGGCACGCUGCUGAGGUGCGUAGAAACAAAGAGAUCCGAGAGGAGCUGACAGCAUGA
This is a messenger RNA of Knipowitschia caucasica, 540 nucleotides long. The record is from the annotation of a GenBank genome assembly. Lineage: Eukaryota; Metazoa; Chordata; Actinopteri; Gobiiformes; Gobiidae.